CAUCAAAUCGCCCUCCAAGCCGGGCACACCCACCCUCGCUUCUCGGCCAACAUCAAGCAAAGUGCGACGACCCGGCUCCCUCCAACACAGCCGCUCUGUGAUAUCCUCCAAGCUCGCAGACACCAUUCUUGGUGGCACGUCGUACUCCUCCGUGGCCUCGGGCAACCCACCGUUCACUGCGAGCAAUCUGUCCGUCAGCAAUAUUGGAAGCAAGCCUGUACUGCCCGACAUCUCGAUCAGCAACCUCGCCGGGGGAGAUUCUGGGCAGUCAAGCACCCGCAGAACGCCUGCGACCCCACCAAAGCAAGUUCGGCUUCCAGGAGCGGGAGGCAUGGUCGUCAUUCACACGGGAGAUCCGCGCGGCUUUCCACGGAGGAAGUUUGAGCUUUCGCCCGAGCAAGUUACAGAGAUCCGGGAAGCGUUCUCACUCUUCGACAGCGACGGCAGCGGGUCAAUUAGCGUCAAGGAGUGGCGCAUUGCCAUGAAGGCAUUGGGCUUUGAGCCCACGCGGGAAGAGAUGAAGCGCAUCAUGAAGGAGGUUGACUCGGAUGGGAGUGGAACCAUCGAGUACAAAGAGUUCCUGGAGCUGAUCGAGCGACGGAUGGCAGAGAAGAGCUCGAGAAUGGAGAUGACCGAGGUCUUUGGCCUGUUCGAUGGACUGCGGGAGGGCAAGCUGAGCAUCCAUUCCCUGCGCCAGACGGUGGCAAGACUGGGAGAGGACUUUCUGGACUCGGAGUUGAAGGAGAUGAUUGACGAGGCAGACCGAGACGCCGACGGCGAAGUUACAGUGGACGACUUUAUCCGCAUCAUGAAAAAGACGAACAUAUGGUGAUAAAGUGGGAACAAAGAAUGUCCGCACAACCCCGAGCAUCAAAGUGCCUGUCGGUGGUCCCAUAAUGGCUUGAAAUCCGGCAGGCUUCCACCACGGAGAUUCUAUGUAAUAAUAGCGUUAUGACAAC
Molecule: messenger RNA, 959 nt
Organism: Polychytrium aggregatum
Lineage: Eukaryota; Fungi; Chytridiomycota; Chytridiomycetes; Polychytriales
Exons: 3
Coding region: 332-832 (166 amino acids)
Molecular function (GO): calcium ion binding
Source: RefSeq, a predicted model, not a curated record